AUGACAGACAGAAGCCGUGCAGACAAUGACGAUGUACCCACGAUAGUGAAGGCAACGCAAGACAGGAACCAGAAUCAAACAGAUACAACUGCGCAUCUGUCACCCGAUGAUCCAUCUUUAUUACCGAUAUACAACAAUUUUGGUUUAAUCUACCGCGCACAAGGUGGUCCUAGUGCUGCGCUAAUAAAUUUUAAUCAUGCAUUGCAACUUCAGUUAAAUACAGAGACACCAAAUCAAGAAUGGAUUGCAUCAUAUUAUAACAACAUUGGAACGGCGUACAAGCAACAAUACCGUUAUUCGGAAGCAUUAGAAAUGUACGAGAAAGCACUUCAGAUCCAUUUACAAAUUCUUCCAUCAAAUCAUCCGUCAAUUGCAGUAUCCUACAAUUACAUUGCAACAGUUUACGAGUCACUCGAAGAUUAUGACAGAGCACCUGCAUAUUAUACGAAAACACUUGAAAUGCAACAGCAUUUACUUUCAUCAAAUCAUCCACACUUAGCUCAAACAUAUUUCAACUUCUCCUGGACUUACUACGGACAAGGAAAACUUAACGAAGCUCAAAGUGAAAUGAUUGUGAUGUUAAUAACAGAUUUGCUGUUAAGAACGGAGGUUGUUCAAAUUGCAUCAAACAAUUCGGUGCACAUUGUAAUAAUGUAUUCCAUUUGUAAAAAUCUAAUUGUAAAGCAUGUUGGUGAUAACAAUGAAAUAUUAUUAAUUGGUCUAAAUCGUCCAUCGAAACGGAAUGCUGUUAAUCCUGAAACUGCAGUUGAAUUACAUCAAACGUUAAUUCAAUAUGAAAAUGAUUCUAAUACAAAAAUUGCUAUACUCUAUGGCGAAGGGAAUUGUUUUUGUGCCGGUUAUGACUUAUCAGAAGUAUCCAAAGAAAACACACACUUAAAAAAAUACUAUGAUAACAAUUUAACAGCACCCAUGGGACCUAGAGAUCAAGGUCCAAAAAAGACCCUGAACGGCGUCCCAAGAUUUUUCAAUAUACUUCAAGCUGGAGAGUUCGGGUUUGUUUUAUUUUAA
This is a messenger RNA of Didymodactylos carnosus, 1029 nucleotides long. Lineage: Eukaryota; Metazoa; Rotifera; Eurotatoria; Philodinida; Philodinidae. The record is from the annotation of a GenBank genome assembly.